Messenger RNA from Bursaphelenchus okinawaensis, 1114 nucleotides. The record is from the annotation of a GenBank genome assembly. Lineage: Eukaryota; Metazoa; Nematoda; Chromadorea; Rhabditida; Aphelenchoididae.
AUGACUGUCCAUAGUGACUCUACAACGUUGAAAGACUGGAUCGACGAGAACACUACCUUGUAAGUUUCCAUUUUGAAAAAAAUCAUUUAUUUCCAAACACUUAAAGCUUGAAAAUAGGCUAACUAACAAGAAUGAUUUGUUUUCGUUAGUUUUAGCCAAGUUUACUAUUUUCUGUUGUUAAUCGUAAAUGCUGACUCUUGUAGAAAUGGUUUCUCUUCCAGAAUAACUCUUGGCACAGCUGAAGGAGAAGCUAGUCUUGAAACAAGCGAUGGUGUAAGUCUUUUUAUAUUACUACUGCGGGCUAUUUUUAAGACUUACAAAAGCAGUUUUUAAAAUUAAACUUUUUUUGAUCUUUAACAAAUAAAACGUUCAUUUCAGUGUCGCCACCGUAUAUAUAAAACCUCUUCAUCUGACUCGUUUCAAGUAGAUGACAUGACCGGCUUUGAAGGUCCUAAAUCUGAAUCCGUAGUGGAGUCAAUAGAACCCUCUUCCGUCGAAUGUGAAUCAGAAGCAGGCUUUACUUUGUCACCGAUGAAAAUGAAAGAAUCUGAAGCUCAAGAAUCCAAGAAACAAGCCACGUUAACUUCUAAACCCAUCGUUCCGAAACCUGUAGACGGCAUCUACUACGGGUUCGUCGAUUCAUUGCUGAAUGUUUUGAAGCCUGGCCGGUUUGGUGUGUUUUACUACAACAAAUUAGAAAAUGAAGCCGAUAAGAUUAACGUUUGUAGUCGAUUGUUGUUCGCUUAUAAAAGUCGUGGUGGUUCUGUAAGUUUUGGUUAAUAAUAGUAUUUGUAAUUGUAAUAUUACUCAUUUAUAGCCGACUUUAUAUUAUUUAUUUUAGCUAAUCAUUCGUCCUCUUGAACAUUCAGAAAAAGGCUGGAGGAUCGCGGAUCAACAAUUUUACCAGAAACCGUCACCGUCGUUGAAGAAUCUGAUCCAGAACCUGAAAGACAUUGGCUUCCGCAUACCCGGAAACCCGACCAAAUACGACCAUGUACCCUUUUGGACGCUGAGAGCCCCACACACCGUCGAGGAAUGUUCCAGAACCGAUUGCGACAAAAUAUUAGUCCCCAGGCACAUCAACUACGUCGUACAAUAUUUAAUUGAGCCGUAA